Messenger RNA from Ooceraea biroi (clonal raider ant), 3415 nucleotides. RefSeq names its product homogentisate 1,2-dioxygenase (gene hgo). Gene Ontology annotation, biological process: L-phenylalanine catabolic process. The record is from RefSeq and is a predicted model, not a curated record. Gene Ontology annotation, cellular component: cytoplasm. Gene Ontology annotation, molecular function: homogentisate 1,2-dioxygenase activity. Lineage: Eukaryota; Metazoa; Arthropoda; Insecta; Hymenoptera; Formicidae.
UGAUGGGUGGUUUACAUAUAAAUAUAAUGUUUAAUAGAAUAUAAAAGAAAUAAUUUUUAAAACUCAAUAAAAAAAGCGAAUAAAAUAAAAGGCAUUCGGUUAUUGUCGACUUCAGUCGACGGUCGAUCAUAUGCAUGCCUUUCGUGGCUGUCGACUAUAGUCGACGUUCGUACCGAAGAGGUUAAAGAAAAUCUCUAUAAUAAACUAAUGCAUUAUUAAACAAACUAAUAUAAUCCAUUUUUCUUUUAAGAAUGCUAUGCUAUACAAUAUAUUAUUAAUAUUGUACUUCUUUCUCUACCUUGAGAGGAUCUCAGGAAUGAAAAACUAUUAUGAGAUCAGAAAUUAAAGGAAUCAUGAAGUAAAACUGAAAGUUAUAGAGAAAAAUUCCAUUGAUACAAAGGAAUGAACGCCAAAAAUUUGGGAUACUUUAAUGGAAAAUAUGUGGUGACGUUAGAAGCUAAUUUCAAUACGAAUCGAUAAAAAUUUCGAUGAUCUGCGGUCCGACAAGUUGCGGACACUGCGAGGGGCUCGUCUCGUCCACAAGAGGCGCGACGAUAAAUUUCUGUGUAGUAAUGUGGAAUUUCUGGCUCUUCGACUGGCUAUCAGACGAUCGUGUCGUUAAUGCAGUCGUGCCUACAUGAAUAAUCAUGCCCGAUUGGUUCGUGAACAUGAGUAAACAUGUUUUCUGUAUAAUGCUGAUCUUGUCAGUGCGUUGUCUAAGGACGACCACGUUUAUAUAAAACGGGGGAGUGCCACGGAAAUCUCCAUACUUCGCGCCAGGGAGAGAAACGCCGUGCCCCUCUAAAAGAGGAAUCGCUGCGUCAUGAAAGACGAGUUUAAGUAUCUCACGGGAUUCAGUUGCGAGUUCUCCAGCGAGGAUGAGCGAUGCCCGGGAGCGCUGCCCGUUGGCCAGAACAAUCCACAGAAGUGUCCAUAUGGUCUCUACGCCGAGCAAUUGUCGGGAACAGCGUUCACCGCUCCGCGUAAUCAAAAUAAGAGAUCGUGGCUGUAUCGAAUAAGGCCUUCCGUCGUUCACAAGCCGUUCAGACCCUUCGCCACAACCCACGGUGCCGAGUCUUACGUAACGAACGACUGGAACCAGACCCAACCCAAUCCCAAUCAGCUGAGAUGGAAGACGUUCGACGUGCCGACUCGACGAGAUCCCGAAGUGGACUUCAUCGAGGGUCUUCAUACUUUGUGCGGUGCCGGCGAUCCCAAGAUGCGCCAAGGUCUCGCGAUACAUGUGUAUCUCUGCAACGCUUCCAUGAAGGAUAGGGCUUUUUACAACGCCGACGGUGAUUUGCUUAUCGUACCACAACUGGGCGCUCUGCAAAUCGUCACCGAGUUCGGCAAGAUGCGAUGCGAACCAAACGAGAUAUGCGUUAUUCAGCAGGGAAUGAGAUUCUCUGUGACCGUCUUCGGUCCAUCCCGGGGUUACAUCCUCGAGGUCUUCGACAAUCACUUCCAACUGCCUGAUCUGGGACCGAUAGGAGCGAAUGGCCUGGCGAGUCCGAGAGACUUUCAGACGCCGGUGGCUUGGUACGAGGAUCGCGAGACCGAUUACGAGAUCGUGUGCAAAUAUCAGGGAAAGCUGUUUGUGGCCGAUCAAGGUCAUAGUCCCUUCGACGUGGUCGCGUGGCAUGGCAAUUAUGUACCUUACAAGUACGAUCUGGAUAGAUUCAUGGUCAUCAACUCGGUAUCCUUCGAUCACUGCGAUCCGUCCAUCUUCACUGUGUUGACGUGUCCCACUAACAAGCCUGGAACAGCCGCGGCCGACUUCGUGAUCUUUCCACCCCGAUGGUCCGUGCAGGAGCACACUUUCCGACCCCCUUAUUAUCAUAGAAACUGUAUGAGCGAGUUCAUGGGGCUGAUAAAGGGUCGUUACGAGGCGAAGGAGGACGGUUUCUCUGCCGGAGGUGCGUCUUUGCACUCCAUCAUGACCCCGCACGGUCCUGACAGACAGUGCUUCGAGACCGCGUCCAACAGCGAGCUGAUGCCGGAACGGAUCGCUGAUGGCACACAGGCGUUUAUGUUCGAGACCUCGUACAGCAUGGCCCUGACAAAAUGGGGCACUAAGCUCUGCAACAAGCUGGACGACAACUAUUACACAUGCUGGCAAAGCCUACGUAAGCAUUUCGAUCCCGUGGAUAAGUCGACCAAGGCAGCUUAAUGCGCCGAUUCAUACGUUUCGUCAUCUUAAUGUGUUUAUCAGUCGCAUCAGUGCUCAAGAUAAAUCCGUGAUUGCACUUCGUUUUCCUUGCUUUUGUAUGUUAAGAUCAUUAUCAGGUGAUUUAUUUUAAUCGACUGCGCGUUAUCCUGAAGAAGAGAGAAGAUUCAGUUUGAUGAAGGUAGAAAAGGCAAGUAGUCGUUUUUUCCGCUAUUUUUUAUCUUCCAUUUUAGUAACGAUUGCACUAUGAAGAUAAUUUCAGAUAUCUCUUUCUGCUAUUAAGGGGUGAUUGUAAAUAACGAGAAAAUUUGCAUUUUGACAUUAUUUUAAAAAAGCAAAGCUAUAUGGUUACAGACUUACAGCACUGUUUAUUAGUAUCAGCGAUAUCUUCGCAAUCGAGAAAAUAUCGCGCCUUAUGAUCUUUUCUUUUCGACUGCUAAGAAAUUCUUUCAUAGUAGUUGUUAUCGAGAGAUAUCGUGCGAAACUGCAAAGUUAUCUAGUGCGUGCAGCUAGGACUAAUUAUGAAUUCGACACAUCGGCAGUAUCGCGAUUGCACGCAGAAUAUUACCGAGUAGAAGGAAUCUUAAUCUCUUAAUCGCAUCUACCUCUUACCAAGAAUCGGUUCUCGUGACUGAUUGCAGUACGCAAUUUAACGAAAGUGCAAUAUGUUAGAUAAGGACGCAGCGUAAAUACGGUGCUUUAAAGCUGUAAAAUGUAAAGCAAUUUUUGGAUGAACGCAGAGCAUCGAUAUUAUUGGGAUUAGGUGAAGUGGCGCGAUUAAAUUUCAAUGAUAGCGCGCUUUGACUGCAAAAGAAUUUUCGAUAAAAGUAAAUUUCUUUUACUGGAAUUUCUGUAAAUUUCUUUUAAUAGAACGUUCAGUGUUGAAUAAGAUAAAAAUAAUAGAAUAUUAUUUUCGUUUCGACGUUCGUCCAAGAACUGCGACAUGUUGUACAGAAGUUUAUGAAGACAUUGCUGACUCGACAUUAUAGCAUAUGUUACAAUUAUGUGCAAUUUAUAUUUAUAGUGGCGUAUAUUCACGAUAGGAAAUCUCAUCUUAUGUUUGAGAUCUGACGUCCGCAUGGACGUUUAUGAAAUCGUUCUGGCAGGGUUUUAACCGGUUUCGAACAUAAACAGGAAUCGCGCUGUUUCUCAAUGUCGCAAUUCGUGCGAUAAUUUUGUAAUUUAAACUUGAUAUUUAUCUCUAACGCAUAUGGCUGUGGUUUCUGCAAUAAAAUUAAUAAUAAAAUG